AUGAUUAUGCCAUCAAUACGUUCAGUCAGUAUUACGGUAGAACACCUGGCACCAAAGUCUGAUUACGAUAAUCUUCUUCUUCUUCUUCUUCUUCUUCUUCUUUUUCAUCCCCCUUCUUCUUUUCCUCAUCCUCCUACUCCUUCUUUCCCCCUCCCCUCCAGCUUAUUUUCCUCCUCCUCCUCCUCUUCUUCUUCUUCUUCUUCUUCUUCUUCUUCUUCUUCUUCUUUUCUUCUUCCUCAUCCUUUUCCACCUCCUCCUACUUUUUUCUUUUCCUUCUCGUCCUCUUUCUUCUUCUUCUUCUUCAUCAUCAUCAUCAUCAUCAUCAUCCUUCUUUUCUUCUUCUUCCUCCUCCUCCUUCUUUUCCUCCUCCUUCUUCUUUUCCUCCUCCUCCUCCUUUUUCUCCCUCCCCUCCAGCUUCCUUCCCUCCUCCCCUCCUUCUUUUCCUCCUCCUCCUCCUCCUCUUCUUCUUCUUCCUCUCCUCCUCCUCCUUUUCUUCCUCCUCCUUCUUCUUUUCUUCUUCCUCCUCAUCCUUUUCCACCUCCUCCUACUUUUUCUUUUCCCACUCGUCCUCUUUCUUCUUCUUCCUCUUUUUCUUCUUCUUCUUCUUCUUCUUCUUGUCGUUUCUCUUCAGGCUGUGGAUUUCUUUCUCCCUUUUCUUUUCUUUAUUUGCCAUUCGGCUGCGAGCUGUUCAUUCUUUUCUCUGAAACCCCGACCUUCCUGAUUUCACUUUCCAUUGUUUUCUCAUCAAAUCCUAUUCUUUUUCUCUUCGUCAUAAAGAAUUCAUAUUUUUUUCUCUCCCCAGAUCCAUCAGGGAUGUCUCUUCAUAUCUAUCUAUCUAUCUAUCUAUCUAUCUAUCUAUCUAUCUAUCUCCCAGACUCUUCAUAUCUAUCUAUCUAUCUAUCUAUCUAUCUAUCUAUCUAUCUAUCUAUCUAUCCAUACUUUGCCAAAUUAACCUUACCCUGCCAAAGUAGAUAUACGUUUUGA
This is a messenger RNA of Acanthosepion pharaonis, 984 nucleotides long. NCBI's taxonomy places the organism in Eukaryota, Metazoa, Mollusca, Cephalopoda, Sepiida, Sepiidae. The record is from the annotation of a GenBank genome assembly.